UUGCUUUUCACAGCGAGUUGCUCACGCAUCGGAUCAGAGUAUCAAGCUGUUGUUCCGGAUUUUGUCUACGCGCCGAACAUUCCUUAUCAAUCGUCUUCGUCAAAUCUCGAGAUCAAUGUAUGGAGGCCAUCGAUGGCCCCUCUCUCUUCAGUUCUAGAGGCUUUUUUUCAAGAAGCUUCGAAAAAUAGCUUCUCCAAAGAGGCUGUGCAUGUUUUUCUACACUGUCACAAUUACGAUAUUUCUCGUUCGUUGACUGACCUGCCAAAUUAUCACCCCCUUCUGAAUACUUGGAACAAACAUGAAGUGCAGAGAUUUCUCAAAUGUGUUGAUAGCAAGCCUCGAAAAAACUUCGUUAAUGUGAAACGAUCGGUAAGUUUUCAUUUGCAAAAUGCAUGUGCCAAUUGGUUUAAAAAUCUCCCAAGACUAAUUUCCCUGUUAUAA
Dibothriocephalus latus is the source of this 441-nucleotide messenger RNA. NCBI's taxonomy places the organism in Eukaryota, Metazoa, Platyhelminthes, Cestoda, Diphyllobothriidea, Diphyllobothriidae. The record is from the annotation of a GenBank genome assembly.